AAAACCUUUUGCUUUGCAAAUAUAACCCCUUAGAGUGUUUGGGUUCAUCUGAUGCAGUAUUUGAUGCUGGUUACAUCACAGACUUCUUAAUCUGUGCUGUUCCUCUGUGGCCGAGAGUUGAAUGAGCAUGUGAAAGCUGUGAACGUGAAUUUUGAUUCUUGGAAAAGAGACACUUAGACACCUAUACAGAGAUUUUUUUAUGAAAACCGAGGAUGGCUUGCAGAAGGUGUCAUUUGUCUAUAAAUACUCUGCACCAGUUUUGCUGUCCAGCUCCAUUGUACCAUACUCUACUAAUUCUCCCUGCCACAUACUCAGAGUACAGGACUUCCUUGGAAACAAGAAAAAGCCUUUCAACUGAUCCACGCAGUGUUGAGGGUGAAGCUCCUGGAAAUGAAACUGGCGCAUCCCUGGAUAGUUCAUCUGCUUAUCAUCAAGGAACUAUAACUCACAGUUCAGCUCUAAGUCCAGAUCAUUAUGACCAUUCUCCAUAUGGUCUAUAUUCUGUCUCCCCUGGACAGCAAAGGCCCCGGAGGCCAAAGCUUCAGCACUCAACAUCCAUAUUAAGAAAACAAGCAGAAGAAGAAGCUAUUAAAAGGUCACGGUCCCUUUCAGAAAGCUAUGAACUCUCAUCUGACUUGCAGGAUAAACAGGUUGAAAUGCUAGAACGAAAAUAUGGAGGCCGUCUCAUAACUAGACAUGCUGCUCGUACUAUACAGACUGCUUUCCGCCAGUAUCAGAUGAACAAAAACUUUGAGCGGCUUAGAAGUUCUAUGUCUGAAAAUCGUAUGUCAAGACGCAUUGUACUAUCCAAUAUGAGAAUGCAGUUUUCAUUUGAAGGACCUGAGAAAGUUCACAGUUCCUACUUUGAGGGGAAGCAAGUUUCUGUUACAAAUGAUGGAUCAAAAAUAGGAGCCCUUGUCCAGUCUGGAUGUAAUGAUCUUGCUGAAUCGACUACAAUGAAAUCUCCAGCAGCUUCCACAGACUUUGCUGAUGCCAUAACAGAAUUGGAGGAUGCUUUUUCAAGACAAGUAAAAUCUCUUGCAGAAUCCAUUGAUGAUGCAUUAAACUGUCGUAGUUUACACUCUGAUGAGGUACAGAUACCUGACCAAGUCAGAAGUCGUGAAAUAGAAAGAGAUAGUUGUGGUCCAACUAAAUCAGCAAGCCAUAAUGUUGAUCAUAGGAAACUUGAUGAAAUGACUGCUUCCUAUAGUGAUGUUACGUUAUAUAUUGAUGAGGAAGAGUUAUCCCCACCACUUCCCCUUACUCAUCCUGUAGAAAGACCAUCGAGCACAGAGUCUGACUUGAGACUUAGAUCAAUAAACCCUUCUCAAGAAUACUGGUCUAUGACACAUAAAGACCAUAAAAUAGACACUGACACAAGUUGUAGGAGUACCCCUUCAUUGGAAUCCCAAGAACAGAGAAUGAGGAUGGAUCAUCUUCCUUUGCUAACCAUAGAACCACCAAGUGACAGUUCAGUUGAUUUAAGUGACCGUUCUGAAAGAGGAUCACUGAAGAGACAAAAUGCAUAUGAUCGGGGAAUUAGUAGUCAGCAAGGUAGCCCAAAGCACAUAUCACAUGGCCUCCCUAGCAAAGUAAUAUCCCGAGAAGAUCCAGAAACUAGGCAUAGACCUAGGCCUAUUGACAGCCACUUGGCUAUUAAUGGUACAGCAAACAGGCAAAGCAAAUCUGAAUCUGAUUAUUCUGAUGGAGAUAAUGAUAGCAUCAACAGCACUUCCAAUUCUAAUGACACAAUAAAUUGCAGUUCAGAAUCAUCUUCUCGAGACAGCUUAAGGGAACAAACUUUGAGCAAGCAAACAUACCACAAAGAAACUCGUAAUAGUUGGGAUUCCCCUGCCUUCAGUAAUGAUAUCAUCAGGAAACGUCAUUAUAGAAUUGGACUGAACCUUUUUAAUAAAAAACCAGAAAAAGGAAUCCAGUACUUGAUCGACAGAGGCUUUGUGCCAGAUACGCCUGUUGGAGUUGCCCAUUUCCUGUUACAGAGAAAAGGUCUCAGCAGACAAAUGAUUGGAGAGUUCUUGGGAAAUCGACAAAAGCAGUUUAACAGGGAUGUUUUAGACUGCGUUGUGGAUGAGAUGGACUUCUCAGCUAUGGAACUGGAUGAAGCUCUCAGGAAAUUUCAAGCUCAUAUCCGUGUCCAAGGAGAAGCUCAGAAAGUAGAACGACUCAUUGAAGCUUUUAGCCAGAGAUACUGCAUCUGCAAUCCAGGAGUUGUAAGGCAGUUCAGAAAUCCUGACACCAUCUUCAUUCUAGCUUUUGCAAUCAUAUUAUUAAACACAGAUAUGUAUAGUCCAAAUGUAAAACCAGAACGUAAAAUGAAGCUUGAAGAUUUUGUCAAAAAUCUAAGAGGUGUAGAUGAUGGUGAAGAUAUUCCACGAGAGAUGCUCAUUGGGAUUUAUGAGAGAAUCCGAAAACGGGAACUCAAGACCAAUGAGGAUCAUGUGUCACAAGUUCAAAAGGUUGAAAAACUCAUAGUAGGAAAAAAGCCGAUUGGAUCUUUACAUCAUGGCCUUGGUUGUGUUCUGUCUCUCCCACAUCGGCGGCUUGUUUGUUACUGUAGACUCUUUGAAGUUCCAGAUCCAAAUAAACCUCAGAAGCUUGGAUUACAUCAGCGAGAAAUAUUUUUAUUUAAUGAUCUCCUUGUGGUCACUAAAAUUUUUCAAAAGAAGAAGAAUUCAGUCACAUAUAGUUUUCGACAGUCCUUUACCCUCUACGGAAUGCAAGUUCUCCUUUUUGAGAAUCAGUAUUAUCCAAAUGGCAUACGACUGACAUCAGCUGUUCCGGGAGCAGAUAUCAAAGUUUUAAUAAAUUUCAAUGCUCCAAAUCCCCAGGACAGAAAGAAAUUUACAGAUGAUCUGAGGGAAUCUGUUGCAGAAGUACAAGAAAUGGAAAAACACAGAAUAGAGUCUGAAUUAGAGAAACAGAAAGGUGUAGUGCGACCAAGCAUGUCUCAGUGCUCUAGCCUGAAAAAAGAGUCUGGCAAUGGAACAUUGAACCGGACCUGCCUGGAUGACAGCUAUGCCACGGGGGAAGGCCUCAAAAGGAGCGCUCUUAGCAGCUCCCUUAGAGAUCUUUCUGAAGCAGGCAAGCGUGGGCGACGCAGCAGUGCAGGAUCGCUAGACAGCAAUAUGGAAGGGUCCAUCAUUAGCAGUCCUCAUAUGCGCCGAAGAGCUACAUCAACCCGAGAGUGUCCAUCUCGCCCUCACCAGACUAUGCCUAAUUCUUCCUCACUACUAGGGUCCUUAUUUGGUAGUAAGCGAGGAAAGCCUUCCCAAGGCCAUUCAGCAUCUGGCCCACCACUGCCACCUCAGCACCCUCCCAUAAUGUCACACCCGCAGCAUUCUCCACAUCCUCCUGCCAUGCACCACCCGGGUCCGGCUGAAGGGCAGACCCAGGCACAAGUGCACAGCCACCACUCUCAGUACUGCCAUAUGCAGAACCCACCUCCUUAUCACCAUCACCAUCACUAUCAUCCGCCCCAGCACAUCCAGCAUCCGCACCAGUACCAUCAUGGGCCACACUCGCAGCAUGUAGCUCAUGCCCAGCAUUCGUACCUGCCACAUUCCCACACCCCAUAUUCCCACGCUCCCCAUCCUCCCUUGCCCCCUCCUCAUUUGGCACAUCCUUCCCAUCACCAUGCACAGCCAAUAGCCCCUUCUUCUUCAGCCAGCACGAAGCCCAAGCAUAGCGGCAUCAGCACAAUAGUCUAGAAACCAGCCAGCCACCCAGCCACAGCUGUAGCUCUAGGCCUAGAUGUAAAGGCACUUACAGGAAACAGAAGCAGCCUAUAAUGCUGGUUAUUUUUUUAAUUUAUUUUAAAAGAUCUGAACCAGAAGCAACUUAAUUGACUCCUUUGCCUUAAGGACUCAAUGGAUCAAUGCAUAUUAACCUCACAGUGCUGGUCUUAACAGUUCGGUGGUGACCUUUUCCCUCCUUUUUCUCUAGUAGCCUUGAAAAUAUGCUGCUUGCUGAAAACGUUAAGCUACCUUUUUUCAUCCGCAUGACCAUUUUUAACAAGUAAUGAAAACAUAACUUACUCAGAAUAAAAGGAAAACUAUGAAAUAAAAUUAAUGUGGCAUUCUUGCUCUUUAAUUUACAAUGGGCAAAAAAUGUAGACCUCAUAUGGUUGAUGAAAAUACGUAAGUAAACUCUAUGUAAUAUAAAUAUAUAAAUAUAGACAUAUAUAUAUAUAUAUAGAUAUAUAGAUAUAUACAGAAAAAGAGAGAGAGAGAGAGAGAGAGAGACUGCAUAGCUAACAUUUAUGCUUAGAACAAAGUUUUUUCAGUCCACAAGGUUAGCAAUAUAUACUUUUCCAUAAUUUCCCUUACUGAUAAAGGGCAGUAAAAUAGAUGAGUAGCAAAUGGAAGUGUAGACCAAAAAACUAAGGAACAAAUUCCAGGCAUUUCAGUACUCAUUGAGCAAGUUCUAUGGACUUAAAAAAAUAAAAUCUUUAAGCAAUCUUUGCAAAAUGUGCCAAAUAACAUAGCAUAUAACUGUUGCAAUCAAAUAUGCUUUGUACUCUAUUAGUAUAAUAUACUUAUUCAGUAUUAUAACUGCUCUGCUAUUUCAGGUAAGCAAACUAGUUAAGAUGCAGUAAUUAUACAGUAGCAACAUGAGACAACCUUUACUCUAGGUUUUCUCUACAUUUUGGUUCCUCCAGUUCUUAGACACUUUAAAGGCUGUGAUAACUGUGAACUUACAUAGUUUACAUUUGUUUUGUAUUUAUGUAUAUUUUAAUAAAUACACAUGAAGAUUUACAUAGAUGGUAUUUACAUACGCUGCAUGAACAUUCAUCUCAGACCCUGAAAUAACCAACAUCCAUUCCUUUCAGCCGCAUUGCCUCUUUACCAUUUAAUACUCAGUUUUUAAUCAAUAAAAACUUCAGACUUUUUUUUCCACAUGAAAGCAAUCAGAAACUUGAAAGUUUAUUUUAGUAUUGAGUAUAGAUUUUUAUAACUGUAAUUCCAUGUAGCCAUGUGCUGGCAGCAGGAUUUUCUCACCAUUUUUCUCAUCACAUUUGUUAGUUUUAUCCAGCACUCAGCAGGCUGAGUCUCUGCUCGAACUGUCAUAGUCCAGUUAGUCCAAGACAUCUUGUAAAAUCCAACUGUGCUGUUGUUGCUUAUGUGUUGUACUGAGUCAUUUGCAAGACCAUAUAUUUCUUUGUAAGCCUAAAUCCUAUUUUUUUUUAAUAAAAUAAAAUCAUACACGGAGCAUACUUUGUAGUUUCAGCAUUUUGAGCCACCUCAGUCACGACUUUACAUCUAAAAGACAGAAACAAAAGGAACCGCAGAGCUGCACCAGCAGAAUUCUGAAUGUUGAUUUAAAAGAAGAGGAGGAAAAAUGUUCCAGUGAGAGAUGGGUAAAGCCAAACAAAAACUGAUUAUUGCUUCUGAAAGAAGUCAUAACGUAUGAAACAUCUUUCCUAUGCUGGUGAUUUCUGAUCUCGUUUUCUUCCCUCAUUUUCUAAUAUAUGUGGAUUAUAUAGAGUACCAGCAAAAAUAAGCUCAGUAGUUUUGUUAACUUUCAUUCAGCAGAAACAACCACUUACAAUCUGUUUAAAUUUGACAAUUAUUUUGUAUGCAAUACACAGCAGUUUUUCCUGUCCUUGGUUUUCCCUCCAUCUAAUUUAACUUCAUAGGAAAUUUUAAUAAAAAUAAUGUUAUUAUCCAAGCUGUCCUAGAUUGUGCGGAUUACCUGAGAGGGAACAUCACAACCCAAGGAUCUCUUCACAUUUAAAUUUGGGUUUUCUUCUUAUAAGGAAUAAUACAACUGUAUGCAUGCCAUCUAAUGUUAGUAGUAUUGAGGCUACACUCUCCAUAACGUAUAUUUGCAAAGUAUUUCAGUGUUACUGUUGAUAUUAGUUGAAGUAAAAUGUUAACAUAUUUAAAUAUGUCAGCUUUUCUUCAAACCUUUGUACCAAUAGUAAGUUGAAUUGUAACUUAUAAGUUGUUCCAGAAAAGAUAUGAUAGGGCAUUUUUUUCCUUUGUGUUGCUCAUUGUAUAAUUUGCAUAUAUCAAAAGCAAUGGACUGGAUAGUCAUUAUUUUACAUUUCAAGCAUUAAUAUCUGUAUUAUCUAUUUGCAUAUUUUAAAAAUGCUAUCCAUCUUUUAUACUCAUUGUUUUGAUAUUCCAGGAAAAUCAAUGAAAGAUUUUAGGUUUCUAGAUUCAUAUGCAUUUAGUUAGAUACAGGUUUUAUCUUUUAUAAUUAUACAGAAAAAAUAAUCAUCACAAAUGUUGAUGAUUAACAAAUAUAAAAAAUAUUCAAUACAUCCAUUCAAUCAAUAUGUUAUUUCAUAAAAAUCCAGUGUUGUUGCCAUUUAGACAAACCAUCCAAGGAAGGGAAAUACCUCUAGGUUUAAAAGUAAAAAAAAAAAAAAAAAAACGACUUCUUGUUUUGCAAAACUAAAGUAAUCAUUACAAUUUAUAUGCUACUGAAGAAAAUUUUUAAAAGGUAGAUAUUGGAAAGUAUUAAUUAUGUUUUCCUUAUUGAUUAAAAACAGUAUAAAGCACUACUGAACAUCACAUCUCUUUCUCUCAGUGAAAACUGUAAGAAAAAAUGGACCUUGUAAAAUAUCUUUUCUGGGACAACCAUUAAUUAUAUAUUUCUUUUAAUUAAGAAUGAAAUGUAAAUCAAUGUAAAGAAAACCAAAGUUAUCCUAUUAUGAUGUAAAUGUCUUGUAUUGCUAAAAGUCUUAAAAAGCAUAACUUGUAGGAUGAUUUUCCAUCAAGCACUGCAUGCAGCUGAAACCUCGUUUCUUGGUUUUUAAAUGAGCUGAAAAGCAGUCAGCAGCUACAUAACAAUGACACUUUACAUGUUGACUUGCUGUUUCAUAUACAGCUGUGCAUUUUCUGCAAUUAAGCAUGAGUUUUGCUGUUACCAUUGUAAAAUAUCAUCACAUCACACCUUGCCUGCAAAAAAAGUGUGUACAUACAAGGAAAAAAUGACCAAUCAUAAGAUACAAUUUUGAAGGAGGGAAAAAGGGGAGUGGAAACAGGACCAAGUAGGAAGAAUAAUUAAUUCUCUAAACUGUAUAUAGUGUGUAAAUUAGUAUUAAUAUAAGUCUGCAGUCACUUUACAGGUUACAAUACAGUACCUGUCUCUGCUAGGAACUAAAUCCCAGCUUUGAAUAGUAUUAAACUGUUAGAAUUAGAUUGAAUGCAGACUGUUAAAAGACUUCAAGAAACAUCAUGCUCACGAGAAGCUUCUGUAAAGGGAGAUUCAAGAGAUUUUGUAACUGUUGGAAAGGAAAGAGUGCUUUCAUUUUAAUAUGCAUUUGUUUGUAAGUAGUAUCAGACUUUAUUGUUGUUAAACUAUAACUGUGAUUAUGUGGGAAAUCAAAUAAAUCACUUUGAACUCACCCAGUUUCUCAUUCUUUGUAGAACAUAUAUUUUUUCAUAUUAAUUGAAUAAAAUUAUUUAUGCCACUUUAA
Molecule: messenger RNA, 7447 nt
Organism: Crotalus tigris (Tiger rattlesnake)
Lineage: Eukaryota; Metazoa; Chordata; Lepidosauria; Squamata; Viperidae
Gene: IQSEC1
Product: IQ motif and Sec7 domain ArfGEF 1
Exons: 16
Coding region: 213-3728 (1171 amino acids)
Biological process (GO): actin cytoskeleton organization; regulation of ARF protein signal transduction
Molecular function (GO): protein binding; guanyl-nucleotide exchange factor activity
Source: RefSeq, a predicted model, not a curated record